AUGAACGUACCCGAUGAAGACACAAAGAAUCCAAAUGUAAAACCAAUGCAAUUUGAUCGUUUGCUGGAAGAAGCUCAAUUUCAUGGAUCAAACAGAAUAGCAAAAAAAAGAUAUCGAUUAGUUUGGUGCUUAAUUCUUGGAGCAAUGUUAUGGGCUUCGUUGAGCAUUCUCACACAUACCAUCCUCAGGUUUCUAGAACAACCAACGUUCAUGGCACUAAAGGCAUCUAAUAAACAGAACGUCCCCUUUCCAUCACUCGCGAUUUGUCCUGAACUUUCUUAUCCUGACUACAAGAUGGACGCGUUUGUUAAAGAAAUAGAUUACCCUUCAGGAGUAAAUAUGACAAAUUUUCGUAAGAACCUCAAGCAAUUAGCAGCAUUCUACUCGCCAGACGUCCAAUAUAAUAUUGAGGACCUGGAAACGGUGCAAACUGUGCUGGCCUUCAACAAUCUCGACGUAAUAAAUACUGGACAGCGAUUAAGUCCAACUUGUGAAGAGGUUGUUCUCAGGUGCCGAUGGAUGGGCAAAAUGAAAAAUUGUACUGAUAUAUUUAGAAUGAUGUUAACACGGUCAGGAUUCUGCUGCGUAUUUAACGGCAGGUCGUUGAGACGGUGA
Messenger RNA from Hyposmocoma kahamanoa, 615 nucleotides. RefSeq names its product sodium channel protein Nach-like. Bases 1 to 615 code for a protein of 204 amino acids. NCBI's taxonomy places the organism in Eukaryota, Metazoa, Arthropoda, Insecta, Lepidoptera, Cosmopterigidae. Gene Ontology annotation, biological process: sodium ion transmembrane transport. Gene Ontology annotation, cellular component: membrane. The transcript has 4 exons. Gene Ontology annotation, molecular function: ligand-gated sodium channel activity. The record is from RefSeq and is a predicted model, not a curated record.